This is a messenger RNA of Colossoma macropomum (tambaqui), 2173 nucleotides long. It is a transcript of the gene uckl1a, whose product is annotated as uridine-cytidine kinase 1-like 1a. The transcript is spliced from 15 exons. Gene Ontology annotation, cellular component: cytoplasm. Lineage: Eukaryota; Metazoa; Chordata; Actinopteri; Characiformes; Serrasalmidae. The record is from RefSeq and is a predicted model, not a curated record. Bases 53 to 1651 code for a protein of 532 amino acids. Gene Ontology annotation, molecular function: kinase activity; ATP binding.
UACCUGCGUUACUGAUAGUGAGGACAGUCAGCAGUCGUUAUCGGGGGCAGCUAUGACCACCCUGCCUGGCUACACCGGAGCCAGAAUAUCAGGCUGUUGGGCUCUGCAGUCAGGUGGAGGUGGCAGUGGGGAGGACUCUCUGGACAGGCUCCUCCCCCCAGUCAACUGCCCCCGCAGGAAGAGCACCACUCUGGGUAAAACAGAGCCACCGUUACUGCGCACAGGCACCCGCACCAUCUACACUGCCGGCAGGCCACCCUGGUACAACGAGCAUGGAACACAGUCCAAAGAAGCCUUCGUCAUUGGCUUGUGUGGAGGCAGUGCAUCAGGAAAGACCACAGUGGCUAAUAAGAUCAUAGAGGCUCUGGAUGUUCCUUGGGUGGUUCUCUUAUCCAUGGACUCUUUCUACAAGGUUCUGUCUCCAGAAGAGCAAGCUCUAGCUGCUAGUAAUGACUAUAACUUUGACCAUCCAGGAGCUUUCGACUUCCAACUUCUAGUGACCACGCUCAGGAAACUCAAACAGGGCAAGAGUGUGAAGAUCCCAGUGUACGACUUCACCACACACGGUCGACAGAAGGAGUGGAAAAACGUCUAUGGGGCCAGUGUUAUCAUCUUCGAAGGGAUCAUGGCUUUUGCUGAUAAAGAGCUUUUGCAUCUCCUGGACAUGAAGAUCUUUGUGGACACAGACUCAGAUAUCCGGCUGGUACGGAGGCUAAAGAGGGACAUUUCCGAGCGUGGAAGGGACAUUGAGGGUGUCAUCAAGCAAUAUAAUAAAUUUGUGAAGCCGGCCUUCGAGCAGUACAUUGAACCCACCAUGAGGCUGGCAGACAUUGUGGUGCCACGAGGUGGGGGAAACAUGGUGGCCAUUGACCUGAUUGUGCAGCAUGUUCACAGCCAGCUGGAAGAGCGAGAGCUCAGUGUCAGGGCACUCCUGGCCUCGGCUCACCAAUCCCAGCCUCUCCCUCAGACUCUCAGUGUGAUGGAAAGCACUCCGCAAGUCCGAGGUCUCCAUACCAUCAUCAGGAAUAAAGACACCAGUCGGGACGAGUUUAUCUUCUAUUCAAAGAGACUGAUGCGAUUACUGAUUGAACACGCUUUGUCAUUCUUGCCUUCUAAGAAGAGUGUGGUGCAGACUCCGCAAGGUCAUGAGUAUGAAGGACGCACUUUCAGUGGGAAAGGGAUCACAGGUGUGUCUGUCCUGCGGGCAGGUGAGACUAUGGAGCCCGCUCUGAGAGCAGUGUGCAAAGACGUUCGCAUUGGCAAGAUACUCAUCCAGACCAACCUGGACUCAGGAGAGCCAGAGCUGCACUACCUGCGGCUGCCCAAAGACAUCAGUGAGGACCACGUGAUUCUGAUGGACAGCACUGUGUCCACAGGAGCAGCGGCCAUGAUGGCUAUCCGAGUGCUGUUGGAUCACGAUGUUCAAGAGGAGAAUAUCCUCUUAGUGUCUCUGCUGAUGGCUGAGCUGGGGGUCCACUCUGUGGCCUAUGCUUUCCCUCGCGUCAAAAUUAUCACCACUGCGGUGGACAAGAGUCUGGACGACUUCCUCCACGUCAUUCCAGGGAUAGGGGACUUUGGAGAUCGCUACUUUGGAACAGAUGCCCCUUCGACAUGGAGUGAUGAAGAGGACCAAGAGCUGCCCAGCUGCUGAUGUACAGCUGUGUUUGUACAGUUACAAGGACUGGACACUUUGUCAUUAUUCCAGAUUCAUUUUAACUAUUUCCCUAAUACAUUUCCUGUUAAUUGACAAGGAUAGUUUGGCUAAUAUGACUGAUUUAGGAUUCAGCCAGCCAGAAUGGGACUGGGUGCUGGUAUAGUGAGAGUGAGUGAGAAUGGCCCUGUAGUUUAAGUCCUGAAGACCGUCCUGAGGUGUUUAAGCAUUGUUUUUGGACAAAACCUGUGGAUGUCUCUUACUCGAACUGUGGGUGCCAUUAGCAAACAUUCCAAGCAGACACUAAAGCAAUAGUUGCACAAUCUUCCACAUGGAUUAUUUUCUGAGUAAUGAAACAUAAUACCUCAACAGUAAUUAACACAGUAAUGUACUUUUUGUCAAGAAACAAAGGAGGUAGCGUAAAUUUUUCAAGACAGUAACUAAGACUUAACCUCAUGGAAAGAUGUACUUGUGUUUUUUAACCUGUCUUAGUUUGUUUUUAGUAAAAUGUCAGGAACUAUU